AAGCAAGAAUAGGUUAUCAUUUUUACUGAUUUUACAAAGUUGCUUGAUGAAUAUACAACGACUUAUUUGCAAGAAUCAGCCCUAUGCACUGAGCAAUGCUGAGUAUAAUAAAUUUUCUGGCCCACUAACUUCAAGUUGCCAUUUCUUUUCACUCACUGCCACAGCUUGCCACCAUUAUCCAUGGCAAAACAGGUUGUAAAUAUGUAUCAGGAUUAUUAAAUCUUACAAAUUUAAUUAAAACUAACCUCCAAUAGGGGGCUUUGUCCCCUUCAACUUCCCCACCUGCUGCAGGUGACCGCCCCCAUUCACCUCCCCUUACAUUUCAGUGAAUGAAACAAAGAUAUCGAGUAAUUUGCAACAGAAACAGUACUAAGAAAUGUUGAAGAGCAAAUUGGCAUCUAUCAGAAAAGAAAUAGUGUCAGCCACCGGAGUGAGGUGUGUUCCAGGAGGUGAGUGAUGACAUUGGCAGCAUGGGUGCCUCGGAGCAGAGUAACCAGACCCCCGACCCGUCACCUUGCCGGGAAGCUCAGUACAUCGCCAGUGUCGACGUGGGCACCACAAUUUUGCGAUGCUUCAUAUACAACAGUCAGGCCAGGCUCUGCGGCCGGGCUGAAGAAAAGGUGACCCUCCUGUACCCAGCCCCCAGAAGGGUAGAAAUCGACCCUGAGGAAUUGUGGAGCAAGUUUUUGAGUGUGAUGAAUGCAGCGAUAUCCAAUGCUGGCUUGGGUCCAGGUGACAUCAGGUGUAUUGGCUUGAGCACCCAGCGGGCCACCUUCACCACCUGGGACCGCCGCACUGGUGUUACAUUCCACAACUUUAUCACCUGGAAGGACAUGAGGGCAGAUACAUUGGUCAAUCAUUGGAAUUCAUGCCUGACAAUGAAAACACUUCGCUUUGGCAGCUCUCUUCUGUACCUGUUUCUGCGAAGCAAGAGGUACCUGGCUGCAAGUGUUCUGAAGUUCAUGAAUAUUCAGGUGAACAUGAGGCUCAAGUGGGUGCUUGAGAAUAAUGAGAUGGUGAGGCAUCUGGCGAAUGAAGGUCAAGUAAUGUUUGGUACCAUUGACACAUGGCUGGUAUAUAGGCUCACAGAGGGAAAGGUGUAUGCCACCGACUACUCCAAUGCCAGUGGUACAGCCCUCUAUGACCCGUACCUGGAAGACUGGAACUCCUUCUUUCUAAAGUUGUUUCAGAUGCCCAAGAGCCUCUUUCCAAAGCUGAAGGACUCUGUUGGGGACUGGGGCAUGUGUUCUCCUCAGUACUUUGGUGUCCCCAUCCCCAUCACAGCAGUGGUGUCUGACCAAGGUGCAUCAUUGUUCGGGUCUUGUGGCUUUCAGCCCGGUGACGUCAAGGUCACUCUUGGGACUGGUGCUUUUCUUAAUGUAAAUACUGGCAACAAGGCUCACACUUCUGUCAAAGGAAUAUAUCCAGUCCAUGGUUGGAAGGAUAAAGAAGGACUUGUCCACAUGGCUGAGGCUUCCUCGCAAGACAAUGGAACAGUGAUUGAAUGGGGGCAAGCUAUUGGUCUGUUUGAAAAAGCAUCAGAAACCUCAGACUUGGCCAGAUCAGUGGAGGGAUCUGGAGGGGUGUUCUUCAUCCCCAGUUUCCAGGGGAUCCAGGCUCCUGUGAAUGAUGCAACAGCAACUGGGGGCUUUUUGGGUUUGAGCGCCAACUCCACUCGAGCUCACCUUGUGCGGGCCAUGCUGGAGUCCCUUGCCUUCCGCAUUCACCAGAUAUACAGGACCAUGCUUGCUGAGGCUGACUAUGAGUUACUGAAUCUCAGAAAGGAAUCUCCCCUUAGAGUGGAUGGAGGUGUGGCCCAGAAUGACUUCCUGGUGCAAAUGAUUUCCACCCUUACUGGCAAACCUGUGGAAAGACCAAUGUCCACCGAUGUCUCUGUCUUGGGUGCUGCUUUCCUGGCAGGGAUGGGAGCUGGGAUCUGGAAGUCCCGCAAGGAUUUGAUUCCACUAAUGGAGGUGGAUAAAGUGUUCCAUCCUCAGCCACAUCUUCAGCCUCAACUUCUCACCCUUAUGAAGCAGUGGGAGCAAGCACUACAACGCUGCACAAAGUGGCACUCCAAGAGUGAAGCGGACCAGGGGAUGGAAGCCCAUGAAGGGAACUCCAUGAGGGAGGAGGAGGGAGAGGCUAGGUUACUUCAAGGGUACGAGGGCAAGGACUUAUGCGAUGAUGGCCCGCCUGAUAUGAAACACGUUAACUCUUGCACCUCCAAUGGUGGUGAAGUAACAAGACUCAGGAGCUGCAAAUCUGCAUCAGAAACCAGAUUUAAUUCACUCUCCAUUUAUCUGAGUGCCAUGAUAUUCUUCCUGUUGAGCUCCUAUUUUUAUAAUCAGCUGUAGCAUCAGCACUGUAGUAGAAUCUUUAGGCUCUGGAAGUUCAAUUGUCUAUGUUUGAAGAUUGCCACAGAUGUUCAUCCUAAUACUUUUAUUAUAAGUUGAAGUUUGGUAGUAAUGCACAUGAAGUUACACAAGGGUAUAAGAAGACUACAAGAGGCCAGACGGCCUUCGCAUGGCAGCUCCUGAGAGUGUAUAGAUACACUCCAAAGUUGUAUCAUGAAUUACACAAGAAAAUGUCUUGUAGCAGAUACCUUGUUUAGUUAAACUUGAGCUUUAAAAUUUUUGUGGUUGAUAUUUUGUUGCUUAGUUUGUUUGUAAAAUGUUGUGUAGCUGGCGUUGUUGGGGAUUAGUAAAAUUUAUUGUUUUUAAGACCUGUUAAAGUUGAUAAUUUUAUAUAAAUUUCUACUUUUCUAUGAUCAUUAAUAAUCCAUUUGUAAUUUUGUAUGCAUUUGUACAUGUGGUGCUCAUAUCCUCAGAAAACAUUAGUAUAUAUUAAUAUCACUUGUCUUCUGUACAUGUAAUGCUAGUCAGUUCCAUGGUAGCAGGAAGAUGGAGGCGUUGGAGAUGCUGCAUAAAUCCUGUUUCUUGAGGACUGCUGGGAUAGUUAGAGGGAUCAUGAAUGAAAGGUAUAUUCCUGAACAGAUACUUUAAAAUAUGAAAAUGUAUAACAUAUUUUUAUACUUGAAUGAUCCUGAAAUGUCAUAUGAUAUUAUAUUCCUUUGAAUGGCAACUAAAGUAACUCCUGAAGUGUUUUUGGAUCUGAUUCUGCAUCCUCACUAGAUUGUGAUGUUGCAGUAUUGUCUUCCAUCAACAUUUAUACUUAUUAUAAUUGAUCAAAAUUAUUUCCAUGCUAAGUCAAUGAGUGUGUCAGUUUCAUUAUUCACUAAUAGUAAGUCUUGACUCAAAAUGAAGUAGUGUUUUGUGUCAUAAGGGGCACUGUUGUUACAAAGUGGGGAGAGCUUACUACUUAAUAUAACAGUUAUACUCUUUCAAGUGAUGUCUUCCACUUCUUUUUGCCAGAAUAUUCCAGUUACAAUAGGUGAAUAGUACAAGCAAAUCAAGAUCACUGUUUCUUUCAGUUUAGUGUCUAUAAUAAUCUUUCAUCCAUCAUUUCCAUUUUCCACCCUCAUUAUUGCAGACUCUUAUUAAGUACAUGGUCACAUGAAAUAGGCUCCUAAGUUGAGAAAUGUAGCCAGCCCAGCCACAUUGCUAUCACCUACUACCAAGAGAAGAGGAUAAUAAAUAUAUUGCCUGACUCCUUGGUGUAGCCUAGUAACCACUCAUCCACAUAGAAAUAUUUUGAAAUCAUUGAAGAAAAAGUUGAGGUUUGUAUAACCUUUCAUAUAACACUAUAAUUUAUGUGGCUUAUUCUAUCAAGAAGCCCCCUUUUACCCCAGAAUGAUGUGUAUUCCUAGUUCCUACACUUUUCACAUGCAUGGUGUUAACUUUCACCUAUAUGGUUUGAAUAUUUCCUCUGCAAAAGAAAGUAAUAUGAAUACUCAAGUAAGAAUGCUCCGUAUUUUGGAGCUGGCUCCUGAGAGUCAGGUAAAGACUUGUAUAUGUAUGGUGCUUCUUAGAUUGGCUAAAUGUGAAUGAUAUUUCCAUGGUCUGACUUUUCAGAGUCCUUGAUGGACAAAAUCGUGCUUCAAGUGUUUCUUCUAGAAUAUAUCCAAGAUAGGGAACUGACUGUAAGGCUUAUACAUCUUAUGUAUCAAGUUUUUGGUAAUCAAUGAUCUAUAUGUAGCUAUGGGGGUAAAUUGGGUUUGUCAUGUUUGUGUAGAUAAUAAAUUAUAUAUUUUUAUAUAUUAUACAGAAGAGCAGCUGUUUAUUAAGGGAAAUCAGCUUAAAUAAAGUUUAUAGCAAAUA
Eriocheir sinensis (Chinese mitten crab) is the source of this 4217-nucleotide messenger RNA. RefSeq names its product putative glycerol kinase 5. Gene Ontology annotation, biological process: glycerol-3-phosphate biosynthetic process; glycerol metabolic process; triglyceride metabolic process. The transcript has 14 exons. Gene Ontology annotation, molecular function: glycerol kinase activity. NCBI's taxonomy places the organism in Eukaryota, Metazoa, Arthropoda, Malacostraca, Decapoda, Varunidae. The coding region runs from base 471 to 2354 and encodes 627 amino acids. The record is from RefSeq and is a predicted model, not a curated record. Gene Ontology annotation, cellular component: mitochondrion.